Molecule: messenger RNA, 1746 nt
Organism: Penicillium soppii
Lineage: Eukaryota; Fungi; Ascomycota; Eurotiomycetes; Eurotiales; Aspergillaceae
Product: beta-catenin-like protein 1
Exons: 10
Coding region: 1-1746 (581 amino acids)
Cellular component (GO): spliceosomal complex
Source: RefSeq, a predicted model, not a curated record
AUGAAUGUCGACGAGCUCUUCAAGAAAUCAUCCUCCACUGGAGGUGCUAAGCGCAAGUUCGAGCCUCUCCAAGACCCAAAUGAGGUGUACAAAUCAGCAAAGAUCGAUUCAAAUGGUGAUGUGAGGUCGAAAGGGAAGGCCCCCAUGGUUGAGGAUGAGGACGACGGGGAAGCUGGACCUGAGCUCCCUCCGGACAUGGAAGAGGAUCUCCCAGAUGACGAGGAGGGCCGCUUCUUCGGCGGUGGAAUGGAGCAGAAGACAGCGCAAGCGAUGGAAUACAUUGACCAAUAUGAGGAAGAAGAGGCUGCGCCCGAGAACUUCGACUCCGCGUGGGUACGUCGCUUCGCAUUGAGUUUCGAAAAGAAGAUUUCCAAGAACGCCGAGCUACGAGCAAAAUUUGAGAGUGACCCAACAAAAUUCAUGGUCUCUGAGGCCGAUCUCGAUAGUGAGAUCAAGGGCCUAUCGAUUCUGUCCGAACACUCUGAGCUAUAUGAGGAAUUUGCAAAGAUGGGAUGCGUGGGAUCUCUGAUCUCCCUGCUCGCACACGAAAAUGCAGACAUCGCAAUCGAUGUCAUCCAGAUUAUAAGCGAAUUGACAGACGAGGAUGUGGAGGCGGAGCAAGAACAAUGGGAUGCCCUCGUUAAUGCGAUGAUGGAAGCCGGUCUUAUUGAGUUGUUGACACAAAACCUCUCCAGACUAGAUGAAGGAUCUGAAACCGACAGGGCGGGAGUGUAUUAUGUGCUAGGCGUAUUGGAAAAUCUUGCCUCCCAGACAUCACACGCGGAGACAAUUGGACAAGACGCGGCGAUCCUGCCAUGGAUUUUGUCACGCAUUCAGCAGAAAGAAGCAGUCGUCACUCAGAACAAGCAAUAUGCAGCAGAAAUAUUGGCGAUUCUAUUACAGUCAUCCUCAAAGAAUCGUGGAAAGUUCAUUGACCUUGACGGUAUCGAUGCCAUUCUUCAGUUGCUUAGCUUGUACCGCAAAAGAGACCCGGCCAAAGACUCGGACGAAGAAGAAUUUGUCGAAAACCUGUUUGACUCACUCAUUUGCUUGGUCGAAGAAAAUUCCGGGAAAGACAAGUUCGUUGAGGCCGAGGGAAUUGAAUUAGCACUGAUCAUGCUCAAGGAGGGCAAGUUUAGCAAGCCUCGCGCGUUGAGGGUACUUGACCAUGCCUUGGGUGGCGUCGGAGGUGCGCCGGCAUGUGAGAGACUGGUAGAGGCGGCUGGUUUGAAGACUGUCUUCGGCAUGUUCCUGAAGAAGCAAGAGGGCCAGAAUAUCGAACACUUCCUGGGGAUCUUUGCUUCCCUUCUCCGACUCCUCCCUGGGGGCUCUGCGCCACGAAUCCGGACAUUAGCCAAAUUCAUGGAAAAGGACUAUGCAAGAAUCGAGAAGCUUAUCACUUUGAGACGAGAGUAUGCCGCGCGUGUCUCGCCAGUGGAACAAGCCAUUGCAAAGGAGCGCAGAACUUUCGAUGAGGAGGAACAAGAACUUAUGGCCGGGGAAUGGUUGUCCAGGCGGCUCGACGCUGGCCUGUUCUCAUUACAGACCAUCGAUGUUAUUCUGGCAUGGCUUCUUGCCGAAGACGAUGGAGCAAAGAAGAAGAUCGUGUCGCUUCUUGCGGAUCGUGAUGAAGAUUUGUCUUUGGUCCGCGGCACGUUGAAAGAACAACUCGAGGGACUCGGUGAGGAGGAACCAGGCCAUAAAGACUUCAAAGACAUGCUCAGCACUCUUUUGCAGUUUGUGUGA